This is a messenger RNA of Austrofundulus limnaeus, 2487 nucleotides long. Its product is annotated as protein crumbs homolog 1. The record is from RefSeq and is a predicted model, not a curated record. Gene Ontology annotation, molecular function: calcium ion binding. NCBI's taxonomy places the organism in Eukaryota, Metazoa, Chordata, Actinopteri, Cyprinodontiformes, Rivulidae.
AGUUCAUCACUGCCAGGUUUGGAAACGGAGACCUCCAGAGCUACGCCGUGUUCUCGUUAGGCGACGACCCCACUGACACUGUGACCGUCUCCAUGUUCAUCCGCACCAGACAGUCCAGAGGCCUGCUGCUCAUCCUGGCCAACGGCACCAGCCAGUACCUUCGCCUGUGGCUGGAGCAAGGCAAGGUCAAAAUUCAGGUCAACAGCUUUGAGACUCUCGUUGGUCAGAAUGUGGUCAGCGAUGGGCAUUUCCACUUAAUUACUGUGAGGCUGGACAGAGAGACGGCCAGCUUGUUCCACUCGGCUCAAAGCCAGGGUCUCAUGGCCAUCAGGCGAAUCCAAGCCCAUCCAGGAGAUGUGGUUUUUGUUGGGGGGCUACCAGACUCAAGGGCCUCUGCUUCAUUUGGAGGCUACUUUAAAGGAUGUGUCCAGGAUCRGAGGAUUAAUAACAAACGGCUUCAGUUUUAUCCAAUCCUAACUCCAGUGGAGUCUUAUGAUCUGGUGCAGAUCAUAAACGUUACUGAAGGCUGCAGCGGUGAGAAUACCUGCGAGGUCGGUCCUUGUCUGAACGGGGGGCAGUGUUACUCCGUGUGGGACGAUUUCAUCUGUAGCUGCCCCCCCAACACUGCAGGGCGGCGGUGUGAAAAGGUCCGAUGGUGUGAGCUGUCCCCCUGCCCCGCCGCCGCCAUCUGCCAGACCCUCUCACAAGGAUUUGAGUGUUUGUUCAAUGUGACACUUCGGCCUGAGAGCAGUGUCCUGCAGUACCGCAGUAACGGAAAGAUUAAACAAAGCCUCACCAGUGUCUCCCUCAGCUUCCGCAGCAGACAGUCAGCAGCCACUUUGCUUCACGCACAGAAAGAGACCAACCACCUCACCAUCUCCCUCCUGAACUCUCAUCUGGUCAUGGAGCUCAGAGCCGGAGCUGACGUGGACCCUCCCAAAGUGACGACUCAAAGUCUUGGUCUGCUCAGUGAUGGUGAGUGGCAUACUGUGGAAAUCAGCAGAGAAAAUCAAACCUCAAGGUGGGUUGUUCGUGUAGACGGAGGCAAAGAGAACAGAAGCAUUUCUGAAACAGCAGUGGAGGACUUUAACUUCCUCAGAGAUGGGGCAGAUAUUUUCUUGGGAGGUCUAAACCAGGAAUCUGGGGCGAGCCUGUCUGGCUGUCUGGGCCGAGUAGAGAUUGGAGGUCUUCUUUUACCAUUCUACCUGGACACGGAGCUGAACCUCCCCAGACCACAGGAGGAGCAGUUUGUGAUGGAGAUGAGCGGAGGUGCUCCUCUGCGGUAUGGCUGCUGGGGAGCUGGCGUAUGUGCGCCCAACCCAUGCCAAAACCAGGGGACCUGUGAGGACCUGUUCGACCUGCACCGGUGCAAGUGUUCUCCGGAGUGGACCGGGUCGUUAUGUCAAGAACCAACAGACUCGUGCAGCUCCAGUCCCUGCAUCUACGGCAACUGCACCAAUCACCCCAAGGGUUUCAGGUGCGAGUGUGAGCUGGGCUUCACUGGUGAACAGUGCGAGGUAGAAGUCGAUACGUGCGAAAACAGCGGCUGCAGUAAUGGAGCCACGUGCCUCAAAUGGUUUCAGAGCUACACGUGUCUCUGCCCCCGGAACAUGACGGGCCAUUACUGCGAUGAGAAAAUUCCUGAAAUUCCCUGGUACAUAGAGACAGAUCCACUCCCUCAGCUGCCCGUGUCUUCAUGCAUGGGUACAAGAUGGAACUACAGCUGCUUUAAUGGAGGAAACUGCUCCGAAGCAGACCACACAUGUUCCUGCCUGCCUGGCUUCACAGGACCCUGGUGUGAGAAGGAUGUGGAUGAGUGCGCCUCAGAGCCGUGCAUGAAUGGAGGCUUCUGCAUCAACUACGUCAACAGCUUUGAAUGCGUGUGCGACAUAAAUUUCUCAGGGAUGUACUGUCAAAUGGACGUCAGCGACUUCUACAUGUAUCUCUUCUUGGGCCUGUGGCAGAACCUCUUCCAGCUCGUGUCCUACCUCGUCAUUCGCCUCGACGAUGAACCAGAGAUUGAGUGGGGGUUCCAGAUCAAUGAUUAGACUUCCGUUAGUCCACGAUGGUGAAACUGGACCAGAGUGGAGGGGUACACCGGGGUGUGUUUGUGCUCCAGAAACAAAGGAAGCGAGCUGCAUCUUUAAGCAACACUGAGUGAAAACGUCGUUUUUACUGAACUUAUUCAUGUUUUUAAACAAGUUUCCACAAGGAGCUGUGGGAUCAAUGGACAUUUACAUGUCUUUAUCUAGUUUACUAAUUAAGAAAAAUAGCCACUGUGCAGUUAUGUAUCACAAAACACUGUAGUUGUCUGACCAGAUUUCUUACAGUCUGAGAACUGUGUGCCUUAAAUGUCCACCUGUCAUCUGAUGUGCUGCUUCCUCCAGCUGUCUGGUUACAAGUAGACAUUCCUGUCCUGAUAUAUGAUUUAGGGCAGCGUUUCCCAAAGUUGGGGUCGGGACCCAAAGUGGGGUCCCAAAACUUCGA